This is a messenger RNA of Pyrgilauda ruficollis (rufous-necked snowfinch), 1215 nucleotides long. Its product is annotated as la-related protein 6-like. Gene Ontology annotation, molecular function: mRNA binding. Gene Ontology annotation, cellular component: nucleus. The record is from RefSeq and is a predicted model, not a curated record. The transcript has 3 exons. Gene Ontology annotation, biological process: RNA processing. NCBI's taxonomy places the organism in Eukaryota, Metazoa, Chordata, Aves, Passeriformes, Passeridae. Bases 1 to 1215 code for a protein of 404 amino acids.
AUGUCCUCACGUGGCUCUGGACUGCCCCUGGGGCUCGAUGCCCAGCCCAGCUGCAGCACCCCGGUGCCUGUACCAAGGAAUUCCCUCCUGGCACGGCCUCUCCCUGCCCCGUGGAGCUGCUCCCUCGCCCUGCUCGGCCAGGAGGACACCGUGGAGAGCUGCAGAGGGAGCUCCUGUGAGCUGGGGGUGGCCCUGCUGGAGCCCUCCUGCCCGGGCCCCGACCCGCAGCUGGUGCGCAGGAUCGUGGCCCAGGUGGAGUUCUACCUGUCCGAUGAGAACCUGGCCAAGGACGCCUUCCUGCUCAAACACGUGCAGAAGAACAAGAUGGGCUUUGUCAGCAUCAAGCUGCUGACAUCCUUCAAGAAGGUGAAAUACCUGACCCGGGACUGGCGCCUCACCCUCUACGCCCUCAAGUUCUCGUCGCUGCUGGAGGUGAACAAGGAGGGCACCAAAGUGCGGCGGCGCCUCCCCAUCCCCGAGUACCUGCUGAGCGUCCCCCCCAGCAAGCUGCUGCUGGCCUGGGAGCUGCAGCCGCGGGAGCAGGACCUGCCCCUGCAGAAAAACUUCCUGGACACCAUCACGAGGAUGUUCAGCCCCUUCGGCGCCAUCGCCUCCAUCCGCCUGCUGCGGCCGGGCCGCAAGCUGCCCUCGGACGUGCGCAGGUACUCGGCGCGCUUCCCCGAGCUGCUGAGCCGCUGCUGUGCCCUGGUGGAGUACGAGAGCCUGGAGAGCGCCCGCGGCGCCGCCGAGAGCCUGGGGCACCGCGACUGGCACGGCAUCAGGGUGGUGCGGCUGUGCGGCAAGGGCGGCAGGAAGAAAGCCGGGGAGGAGCGGGCGGCUUGGAAAGCGCCACCCGCAUCUCUGACCUUCCCCCGCAGCCUGGAGGAUUCCCUCCUCGAGCCCGACGAUGCCUCAGGGUCGCUGUCCCCUCUCCUGAGCCGGGAGCUGCUGGCACCCACCUGGCCUGGCGGCGACUUCGCGCCGGGAAAUUCCAGCGGGUUCCCCGGCUCGCUGCUCCCUCCGCUCGGGGCGGGCACCGAGAGCCGCCCGGGCGGGUCCUGGACACCCUGGGGCAGCGGUCUCUAUCCCAAAGCUCCCUCCAGCCAUGGGCAGGGGGUGUCCGAGCCCCUCAGCCUGUGGGACGGGGUCCUGCCCCACCGCCCCGAGGGCUCCGGCAGCAGCUUCGGGAGAGGAGAGCUCGUCCUGCGGCGCUGA